UUUUUUGCUCAAUUGUUGGAUCCAAGAGAGAAACUAAAGGGGCUAGAAUUUACUCUUAACUGUUUGUUUGAGAACAAUUUGUGGGAGGUUCAAAGAAUCAUGAGAAAGGUGAAAUUAGAAUUUCAGGAACUCUUUGAUGAUUAUAGUUCAGUGUAUUCAACUCAUGAGGAAGGGUCAUCUAGUGUUGCUUCGGUAGUUGCCAGUUCAGUUAGCACGCCAUCUCAAGGGUUGAAAUCAAGAAUUCAAUCAAGGAAGAGACAGCAUUGGGACAACCCAAGUUGUGUUGAAGAAGCAAGAACAACGGAGUUAGAUAGGUACUUGACAGAUGUGAUGAUGGAUGGAAAAAUGCGUGAAGUAGAUCAAGAUGAUGACUUUGACAUAUUGGCUUGGUGGCAGGCUAAUGCAAACAGGUAUAAGGUACUGUCCUACAUUGCAAGAGAUAUAUUAGCCUUGCCUGUGUCUUCAGUAUCCUCUGAAUCAGCUUUUAGCACCGGAAAGCGCGUGCUUACUCCAUGGAGAGCUUCUAUGUCUACAAAGACAGUUGAGGCAUUGCUCUGUACACAAAGUUAUUUACAAAAACCCAUGGCUCUUGAUCUACUAUGUGAUUAUGUACCUGAUGAUGAUGGUGAAGAUGCGGCAGUCAUAAUUGAGAAUUUCCUAAAAGCUUGAAGUUUAUUUCUUGGCUCCUUGCUAAGAAAUGGAAGGCUAGGAUUGCAAAUUGCAAGUGCAGGCUUUGCAACCAUCCAUUUUCGUUUGCAAUGAUCACAUGAUUCACAUUUCAUUUCUUAUCGUUAUCGACUUGUCGUAGACAGACUUAUAGUUGUGGAAAUGUUGUUUUUUACUUUUUAGCAAACUGAAAUUAUUUUGGAUUGUUGUUUUGAAGUUAUGGAAAUGUUGAACUUAAGUAUGUAUGCAACCUGAACUUAUUUUGGAUACAUUGAUCAUAUGGAAAUGUUGUAUAACUUA
Messenger RNA from Papaver somniferum (opium poppy), 966 nucleotides. RefSeq lists its product as uncharacterized. The record is from RefSeq and is a predicted model, not a curated record. Lineage: Eukaryota; Viridiplantae; Streptophyta; Magnoliopsida; Ranunculales; Papaveraceae. Gene Ontology annotation, molecular function: protein dimerization activity. The transcript has 3 exons. The coding region runs from base 100 to 669 and encodes 189 amino acids.